Molecule: messenger RNA, 6128 nt
Organism: Epinephelus moara (kelp grouper)
Lineage: Eukaryota; Metazoa; Chordata; Actinopteri; Perciformes; Serranidae
Gene: map7d3
Product: MAP7 domain containing 3
Exons: 20
Coding region: 82-2613 (843 amino acids)
Biological process (GO): microtubule cytoskeleton organization
Cellular component (GO): microtubule cytoskeleton
Source: RefSeq, a predicted model, not a curated record
GUCCCCGCGGUGUCCGAGUCCUGCCGGCUGUGUUACGCGCCCCUGCUGUAGAAAAAAACACAGAAGGAAAACUUCAUAGAAAUGGCGGAGGGUGCUUCGACUCUCAAAGGCUUGCGAGCCCAAAUGGCUGCAGCUGCACAGGCACAAGCCGAGGAACGGCGCAGCCUGUCAGGGAACAGCCCUACAGGACCUACAACCAACACAUCAGCUAAACCUCAGGGGAGUAGGCCAGUCAUCGACGGUGCCGCACUUAGAAUAGACGACCGACUGCGAGUGGCAAAAGAGAGGCGAGAGGAGGCAGAGAGACAACAGGCUUUGCGAGACUCUCAGAUCAUGGAGCGGGAGCGCAAGGCCAAGAUGCAGGUGGAGCGUCAGAUGGAGGAGCGUCAGAAAAAGGUUGAAGAGCAGCGAAAGAAGGAGGAGCAGAAACGAUUGGCUGUGGAGGAGAAGAGGAAGCAGAAACAGGAAGAGGAAAAGGAGCACUAUGAGGCGGUGAUGCGUCGAACACUGGAGCGUAGUCAGCGACUGGAGCAGAGGCAGAAAAGAUGGUCCUGGGGAGGACUGUCCACAGACUCAGAUGGACGGACAGGAGACUCUGAUGCCAGCGCCUCAUCUCCAGUAACUAUAGUUAUCUCCCCUGCCUCACCAGAAAAGCCACCAAGGAGUCGACAAGUGGACAAGCGCUCCACAUCCACCAUGAACCUGAAACAGCCGUCUGAGGCUGGCAUCAGCAAACGCCUAUCCUCCUCCUCUGCCACCCUUAUCAAAUCUCCCGACAAAAGUGCUAAGCCGAGGAGUUCUUCUUGUAACCGGUUGCCUAACAAUGGUAACGCUGCUCAGGCCAGUAAGGAAGACGGCAAAAAGCUUCAGGUGGAACAGACAGGCCGUUCCGUCAAGAAGAGAAGUUCCUCCCUCACUCGAGUAAGUGUGGGCAGAGCACAGACCCCUGCCAAGCCUGAUAAGGGGACAACGGACGAUCAAGCUCGCAGGCCACCGGCCGGCACUGUGGACGGAGGGGUCCUUAGUCGCCUGCUCACCCCCACCCAGGCCUCACUAGCUAGGAGCAAGAGCGCCGCCGCCCUGUCCGCUGAAGGAACAAAUGCUCCAGAGUGUCACCUGUGUCCUCGCUCAGCCUCUGCCAGUCCCCUGCACCCACCGCGGGGACCCGUGCGCAGCCGCAGCAUUGACCGACAGAAGAGCGGCAUGACCACGUCUGUGUCAGCUGAUGGAGCCCUCGACCCUUCACUGAAGGACAAGCAGUUUACAUCGCCUGGAAGGCAACGUCCCCCCUCCCCAUCUUCUACCCUGGGACGCAACCGUUCACCAUCCCCAGCACCCAACCCCGCCCCGAAGAGGACCCCAUCCCCAACAGCAUCCAAGCAAAGUCCCAAGACACGCCCACCCUCACCGGGUGCAAUGAAACAACGUCCCCCAUCCCCUCAGCCUACGUCAGCUAAACCUCCUCCUAUCCAGAAACCAGCUCUCACUCCAACAGGACCUCCCAUCUUGCGGAAGAGGGACUCCAAGCCCAAGGAUCUGUGUCCUGUCCAGGCUGUGUCUCCACAGUCCUCUGAGUCCAGCAAGACCAAAGACAAAGAUGACUCUAAAGCCUCGACGGGCACCAACUCAGCCGCUGAAGCAGCCAAGAUCCUGGCAGAGAACCGCAGGCUGAUGCGAGAGCAGAAGGAAAGAGAGGAGCAGCUCAGGAUACAGAGAGAGGAAGAGGAGAAGGUGAGAAAGGAAGAGGAGAUGCGUUUAGCAGAGGAGGCUCGACUGAAACGCCUGGAGGAGGAGAAGAUACUUGCAGAGGAGAGGAAAAUUAGAGAGGAGGAAGAGGCUCGCCUAGCAGAGGAGGAGCGGGUGAGAAUGGCUGAAGAGGAGGCAUUGAAACAGGCUGAGCUCCAGAAGGAACGGGAGGAGGCUGAGGCCAGAGCCCUGGAGGAGGCAGAGAGAGUCCGUCAGGAGAGAGACCGCAUCAUGCAGCAGAACCAGCAGGAACGAAUGGAGAGGAAGAAGAGGAUUGAAGAGAUAAUGAAGAGAACCAGAAGAGGGGACCAAAAUGACUUGAAGAGAGAAGCAGGAGAUGACGAUAAACAGGAGGAUGGAGAGGAAGGAGAGGACGGAGAGGACCAGAUAAACUAUGAAACCCAGAGCCAGACAGAUGAUAUCACCAUGGAGGAUGACAAAGAUGGAUGUGAUCUGUCCUGUGGUGAACCGAUGGCAGAGCGCCAUGAGCCUCUGGGCAGUGUGAACGGAAAACCAGAGACAGACGACAAGGAGAAUAACAAUGGCAUAAGCACAGAUGAGACUCAGGCAGUAAGUCCAGUCCCUAAGGGCCGCCUAGUUGAGGGCUCGGAGUUCCUGAAUGACUCUGCCAAGGUGGGGUUAGUCUCAGGUCUCAACGGUAAAUCCAACCAGUGGAGCUUUGAGGAACUCAUUGACCUCAACGUCCACUCCAAGACUCGGCCCCUCAUCGAGGCCGAGGACUGUAACCAGGUCCUGAUCAACUGUGACGGGAGCUCAGAUGGGACCAGGGUAGCCUUCGAGGACAAGGGAACCCCCGUCACCCUGCAUUCCUCCAAUCAGCCCAUAGAAGCCCUGUCAGAGAUGUGAUGCUGCAGCCGUCGCUGAGAAGCCUCUUACCGUUGCACUCGAAAAGUUCCUGUCCAGCUGAGCUCCUUAAAAAAGUUCUCUACCAGUUCCAAACAGCUUCCUCCUCUUUCUCCUCCUUCUCUUCCAGAGGGAGGAGCACAAGGUGAAGCGGAGAGACCACCCCAAGUGCUACAUUUGCACCCCACAUUAUGAGGAAACAAAUACAUUAAAAUCAUAUAUAUCUAAAGAAAAACAAAACGUAAUGCUUCAGGGAAAUUUCAUUAGUCCUUCAACACACUCGCUUCAGGUCUCUUUCCUCUUCCUCUUGUGUUUAGUUCUCCAGAUUUGUUUUUCUAUGUCAUUGUCCACAUUUGAUGAUGUUUUUUAAGAGUUUGUCUUUGUCAGGGGUGCAUUUGUUGUAAUUUAUUAAUUUUGGCUCCUUUGUUAUUGUAAUUAUUGUUAUCAUAUGUUUAGUCUUUUUGUUUUCUCUCGUAUGAGAAUAUUCCAGGACACAUGCACAUUCGGCUGUGUGAAUUGAAUAUCGUCAGUUAAAGGAAGGAACAUUAAUACUUUCUGUUCUGUCGGGGGGGUUGGUGGGGAUAGCAUCCCAGGUUUUGCAUGUGAUUCAUCUAAAUUUACUUGACCGGCUGCUUUUCGCAGCAUCCAGCAAUAUGGCCUUACCAUUUUCCCCCAACUUCUAAUUCUUAAGUGUGACUCUGCUAAAGUGCUUGUGCUGAAGCUCAUUCACGCACAGUUUAGUUCGUCAUGUGCUUAACACUUGGGAGUAGAUUCUGUAUUCAUACUCCACAGAGCUCUGUCCUCUCAGCCCCAUACUCUCCAAACUCUCUAACUGUGUGUUUCCUUCUCUGGCCACUAGAGGGCAUCAGGAGCACCACUCCAACUGUUACAUUUAAAUCUGAAGAGUGUUGAGAUUCAUUCACAACACUAGUGAAAUCACAUGUUCAGUGAAGUUUCAUUAGUUUGUUCAUUUAGGGCUCGUUAAGGUCUUGUUUAUUUUACAUAUGUAUAUAGAAUUUAUGUUUACUAACAACGUCAUUGUUAUUUUCAUCAGAAUCUGAGUUGCAUCCAGUUUUAGUCUCAUCUCCACCAACUGCAUUUGCACCACACAACUGUUUGAAUAACCAUAGCUGCGACAUAGUGUCUUAACAGAUUAAGUCCUUUAGUUUCAUUCAUAGCUGCGUCUGAGCUUCUUAAAGGAAAACUUCACCCACAAAAUAAUCAUUUGUGUAUCAGUUGCUCACCUCAUCUGAGGAAUAUUUUUUCUGGCAUGCCUCAGGUGACUGACAAAUCCAAAGCGGAGAAAAUUCUCAAUGAAUUGAAGUCUAAGGGGUCCAUGUUUAACAAUAUUAUUCAGUGGUAUGAUCGGUACUUCCCAAAUGAAAAUGCUUUUCCAACGGGAACUGAAUAAUUCUCUCUUCAAAGCCAGACUCCAUUGACAGAAACAGUAAUUUUACCUCGCUGAACACAGGAGCUGCUGGUCUACCACUACCUCUAUCAGUUUGUUAGUUUGUGUUAUUGUGUGACGUUGGCGUAUUAACGGGUGAGUUUUGAUUCACCAAAGUCCUACAACACACACAACAAACACAAAUUAACUGAUCGAGGCAGCAAUAUACCAGCAGCUCCUGUGGUCAAUAAUGUAAAAUUACUGGUUUUGUCAAUGGAGUCUGGCAAGAAUUUCCUUCGUCUUAAAAAUCUUCGUAGAGGAGGCUUGUGAGAAAAAGUUCAACAUAACGUGAGUUGAGUAAUUGAUAAAGAAAUGACAAUUUUAAGGGUGAAAUAUACAUAAACACAGUUUGCGUUUGUUACUGAACUGAACUCAAAUGUUUGGCUGAAACUAAAAAAUCAGGUUUUCAAUUAUCUGGUUUUAACUUGAGAUUUACCAACACAUCCACACACACUCCUCCAUCCAUCCUCCAUCCCUCUGUCCGUGCAGCUCUUUCAUCACCUACACUUAUUUCUCAUUAUUAUUAACAGUCAUUGAAAAUUCCCAACACACUAGCUGCUACAUCCCAGUAAAACACAUUUCAAUUAUUUUUAUAAUAUAAAAUUUGGCUGUUUGUUUAUAUAUGAAAAUACAUUUCUACAUAUAUUUAAGUGUUAUUGUAUUGUGUAUAUAAUCAGUAUUAGGCAAAUGAAGCCAUGUGUAGGACGGAGUGGCGUCAGGAUGUGGAUCAUUGAAGUCUCUGUGUAUGUGACUGUGCUAUACGUUAGGUUUCUGUUUGACUCGUGCCCUGCGACGGGGUAGUCAGGUUACGUUUGGGCAGCCUGGAAAAUUUUAAAUGAAGCCCUUAUCCACACAAGCUCUGCAAAAAAACAAGGGGACAAGUGGGGACCCACAAUGUGUUUCUAAAAAUCUGUUGUAUUUGUGUGUAUGUUUGAGAGCUUUCAGCCCCAUAUCCCCAAACCCUGAUCCUGAAUACUGCCUCACAGAGACUUAACACAUUUUGAUGACGAGUUGUUCCAGCCCUCAGCAACAUGUCUGACCCAUGAUGAGAGUGAAGGCUGUGCCUCUUUGUGACGCUUUUAAUUCAUCAACAUAUGUUUUAUAUGAUGUGAAACGAUGUGGGGAUGUUGUCGGAUAGUUUUGGUAGGCAUAUCAGCUCAGGUCUUAACUGUUCUUCGAGGCAGGGUACAUCCACAAAACAAAAUAUGACAUGGGUCAGACUUUUCUUUCUCUUUUGGAUUUUUCAUGAACUGUAUUGAAAUCUUGAAAUUCCCGAUGCUUGGACAGUCCAAGCAUGAGGUUUGGGGACCUUGAUUUUUGCCUUGUUCUCUCUGCUGGCUAACUAAAAAUCUCUUUGUACAUAAAGACUAGGGGCUUUAGAUCUUAGCUUUGAUUAAUAAGCUUAAAGAAUGUAACAGACUCCAUAAACCGUCCUCCAUUAUUUACUGUGUCUCUGAGCUUUUUGGCUUUCAUCCAUUAUUCAUCUAGAAAACAUGAGACUCUUUGCACUGUCACAAAUUACUCGCUAUGUUUAGAGAAUGGUUACUGGGAACAGAAGGAGCUUUACUGUACAGACUCGUAGGAGAGUUGUGUGAUAUUCUGGUGGAAAGUAAUUUGUUCCUUCCCAGAUGUUCUAGAAGUCUCAUACAUAACCCAAACCUUUCCUACUCCUCUUUCCACUCAUGAGUAGCACAUGUUGGGGAGGCUGUUGUAGCUGCUGCUUGAACAGAUACUGUAUCUAUUCCAGGUCCUGCUGCAUCUUUGAGGGCUCGAGUAGAGCUGACUGCUCUGAGUCCACAAAGUUGUCUUUAACAAUAGGAUAGAAACGGUGCCUUAGAUUGAGAUUUAGUAUUUUUAUUGUAUCACAGUUAACUAAGAAAGCUUGUCCUUACCUCGGCCUCGACAAUCAGUCUACCCAACCAGGGCAACUUUGUGAAUAUGAAUAUUUCUCUGGAAGAUUUACGAACCUAACAAAGCCCUGUCCACAAGUAAGAUUUGUACUGUAAAUAUAUCUAAAGUGUACUGAGAUGAUACAAACUGUUAAAACAAAUAAAGUCUUGCAAAAACACUC